Molecule: messenger RNA, 2296 nt
Organism: Xenopus tropicalis (tropical clawed frog)
Lineage: Eukaryota; Metazoa; Chordata; Amphibia; Anura; Pipidae
Gene: chrne
Product: cholinergic receptor, nicotinic epsilon
Exons: 12
Coding region: 420-1937 (505 amino acids)
Biological process (GO): excitatory postsynaptic potential; chemical synaptic transmission, postsynaptic; regulation of membrane potential
Cellular component (GO): membrane; postsynaptic membrane
Molecular function (GO): transmembrane signaling receptor activity; extracellular ligand-gated monoatomic ion channel activity; acetylcholine-gated monoatomic cation-selective channel activity
Source: RefSeq, a predicted model, not a curated record
UAAUAUAUUUUAGUAUGCUGGGAUUUGUAGUUCAGUAGCCGGUAGUUCAGAUCCCCUGUUCCCCUUAUUUUUAUUACUGAUUUACUGUCCCGGCCAUUCCUUAUUCACCUUCUAUCUUACCAGCUAAGCAACUGCCUGGUUGCUAGGGUACAUGGGACCCCAAUCUGAGCAGCUGCUGAGCCUAAAAAACAAAAAGAAAGCGUCGCUGUGCCUUUAAGGCCCUGUCUAUAGGAUGAUAUGGGAUGUCACUGUGAGUGACACAAGUGACAGCUGUGGGACAGAGGGGCUGGGGUGGGGGGGACACGUUGGUUACAGGGUCUCCGAGACAAGACGAUCCAGUUUCUUCCCUUAGGAAACGUUACAUCCUGUCUGUAAAUAACUUGCCCCUUCCGACUGUCGGUCUGUGCCAGCGGGCAGCGAUGGAGCCGGGCGUCUGCUUUCUGUCUCUACUAAUCCUGCUGCACAAUUCCUUGGCCAAUGAGAGCGAGGAGAGCCGGCUGAUAAAGUACCUGUUUACCAACUACGACUCCAAAGCUCGUCCUUCCAAAGGCAUCGAUGAUGUUGUCCCCGUGUCUCUGAAGCUCACACUAACCAACCUCAUUGACUUGAAUGAGAAAGAAGAAACCCUAACGACCAAUGUGUGGGUGCAGAUAGCAUGGCAAGAUGACCGUCUAACCUGGAAUGAGACAGAAUACGGAGGCAUGCCUCUUGUACAAGUUCCGCACGAUAUGAUGUGGCUUCCCGAAAUUGUCCUCGAAAAUAACAUUGAUGGGAACUUCGAGGUGGCUUACUAUGCCAAUGUGUUGGUGCACAGCACCGGAUAUAUCUAUUGGCUUCCGCCUGCCAUAUUCAGGAGCACCUGCAGCAUCGAGAUCACUUACUUUCCGUUCGACUGGCAAAACUGCUCGCUGGUGUUCAGAUCGAAGACUUAUAGUGCUAAUGACAUAGAUCUCCAUCUAGUUGCCGAUGACGAGACUGGAUUACCUUUUGACCAGGUGGACAUCGAUCGUGAAGCCUUCACAGAGAAUGGUGAGUGGGCAAUAAUGCAUCGUCCUGCCAGAAAGAUUGUGAACCCCAAGUACUCUAAAGAAGACCUGAGGUACCAGGAGAUUGUCUUCAUCCUCAUCAUCCAGAGGAAGCCUCUAUUCUAUAUCAUCAACAUCAUCGUUCCAUGUGUCCUCAUUUCAUCGUUGGUAGUGCUGGUUUACUUCCUACCGGCCAAAGCUGGUGGGCAGAAGUGUACGGUGUCCAUCUCCGUCCUCCUGGCACAGACCGUCUUCCUCUUCCUUAUUGCCCAGAUGAUCCCCGAGACGUCGCUCAGCGUGCCGCUCAUCGGCAAGUACCUGAUGUUUGUCAUGUUUGUGUCGACACUAAUUGUCCUGAGUUGUGUCAUCGUCCUUAAUGUGUCUCUCCGGUCACCGAGUACUCACACCCUGAGCUCCAAAGUCAAGCAUAUGCUUCUGGAGGUGCUGCCCCAGUUCAUCCAUUUGCGGGUGGAGCCCUGUGAUGAGGGAGAGGAGACCCCGCGGGAGCGCAGGAGGAGCUCGCUGGGAAUCAUGCUGAAGGCGGAGGAGUACGUGCUGAAGAAGCCCAGGAGUGAGCUGAUGUUUGAGAGGCAGAGGGAACGGCACGGGAUGAGGAGGGAACCCGACGGGUACAGGGCUGAUGGAUUUGAUGUUGGGGUGACCACCACUCUAUACCGGAACCUGGCACAGUGCGCCCCAGAAAUCAAGGACUGUGUGGAUGCCUGUAACUUCAUUACCCAGAAUACCAAGGAUGAUAAUGCGACUGGCGCUGAGAUGGAGAACUGGGUUCUGAUCGGGAAGGUUCUAGACGUGCUGUGCUUCUGGGUGGCGCUGCCGCUGUUCGUGCUCGGGACACUCGCCAUCUUCCUCAUGGGUCACUUUAACGCUGUCCCAGAACAUCCCUUUAAAUGAGACGAUGGCGUUUGUGGCCCUUAUAUAAUCCCACAGGGGCCACAGGAGAGAGAAGGGCCGGCACGAGACGCUCUGAUUGGACGUGGCUCCUGGAUACACUGAAUAUGGGUCCUUUGUAUCGGGCCCCUCAAUGCAUUGUGCGCUAUACGUACGGAGCAGUACAGCCUGGGGGGCUCAUACGGUGCAAUGGGAUUGGCCAUAUGGUGUGUGGGGGAGGUGGGGGGUUCCAAGGCCUUGAACCCCUUUAGAUACAGGGGUUUAUUGGAUUGUAUUUCCCCAUGCGUGUGUAGGGGCAGAUUGCGUACAAUCUGAUCAUUUGGGCCACUCCAUUCAAUAAAGUAGUGACCUACACAGAUGUU